CCUGGCUAUUUUUAACUAUCGGGUCGUUUCAGUUACGCUUGACAUGCGUGGGGUUUAAAUUUUCUUGGCCAAUCUUGCUGUUUUUUGACGAAAUAUCCAACCCAGGCAUCAAAGGUUAGAAUAUAAACCAUGGAUUCCCAGGAAAUGUAUUUUGCUUUCGGCUCAAAUAUGAACCAAGAUCGCAUGAUAGAGCGAAAGGCUUUUUUCACCAAACGGCAACACGCCAAAUUGGAUGGCUACAAACUUGGCUUUUACUUUAACAAUGGAACUGGGUUUGGCUCUGCAAGUAUUGUCCGAGAACCGAAAUCAGUUGUCCAUGGUGCUCUUUAUACAUUGGAAAAAGGUGGACUUGAGAAACUCGAUAAAUUUGAGUGGGUAGAUCGGGAAGGAUACAGGCGAGUCCAAGUGACCGUGGAAUUGGACUCCGGGGAAAAAGUGGAGUGUACAGCUUACAUAGCUACCGAAAAGUUCUUCCAAGAAGGCUUAAUACCAUCUAGAACUUACCUAAACCAUUUAUUGAAGGGCAAAGAUUUACUUCCCGUGGAAUACUACAAAUAUUUGGAAAAUCACGAGUAUGGGGAACCAAUAUAAAACAGUCGUUUCUGUCCAAACAUUGUUUUUGAGAUCUAUAUAUAUAUGACUUCCUUUCUCACGUGCACCAUCACAAUGUCUCUGAUGAGGUACUUUAUAUUAUGGAGGAGUUUGUGGCAUAUGGUAUUAUCUUUGCUUGUAAGCCUGCUUUGUUGCUGCUUAGACUGAUGAAAAUUUAAAGUGUAGUUAAAGUUAGAUCAUACAAAUGCUCUUAUGAUAAUUUAAUUUUAUUGAUAAGGGAUAACAAGUCAUACCAAACACCUUAAUCAAAUAAGAAAAUAAUAUUAAAUAAUGUAAAAUUUCAUACUGUAAGUUUAGAUGAAUAAUAUUGUAUAACUGCU
Molecule: messenger RNA, 932 nt
Organism: Nematostella vectensis (starlet sea anemone)
Lineage: Eukaryota; Metazoa; Cnidaria; Anthozoa; Actiniaria; Edwardsiidae
Exons: 1
Coding region: 130-591 (153 amino acids)
Molecular function (GO): gamma-glutamylcyclotransferase activity
Source: RefSeq, a predicted model, not a curated record